AUGCGCUCGGGGAACAACUACCCAAGUCUCGUGGCGCGAGGGCUAAACGCUAAACUGACCGAUUUGACUGUAUCUGGCGCAACCUUGCUGAAUAUCAUAACGGAGCCACAAACCGCGCCAUCAGGAAAUUGCACCUUUCCGCCCCAGAUCCUGUCUCUUCCUGAAGACGUGAAUUAUGUGUUCGUCACUGGCGGGGGAAAUGAUAUGAGAUAUAUUGGCAACAUGAUCGAUGAUGCGUGGAAUGCAUCGGACAUCCCCCGGUUUGACCUGGGCCCUCCACCGGUGCUCGGCUCUAUCCCGCCAGAACAGCUGGCCCAGCGAAUGGGUGAAGCAUUGGAUGCGAUACACCAAAAGGCGCCCAAUGCGCGCGUGUUUUUCGUCGAGUACCUCGCCCUACUUGGCCCCGCUACGAAGCCGGGGGUGCACAUUUCAUUUAAUCAAGAGCGAAUAGACCACCAUAGCCGCGUGGCUUUGGAAUUACGGAAUGCCUAUGCGCUAGCCGCUGAGCCACGGUCUGCAUGGUGCGAAAGAGUUCCUAUUCACGAUCUGAGUGCGGAUCACGUUCUUGGGACAGAUGACCCGUGGGUGGAGGGAUUCAGUAUGGAGGCUCUGCGACGGGGGAAUCCCUGCCAUCCAAACCUAGCGGGUAUGAAAGGAGUCGCUGGUAUUCUUCUCUCACGAGUGAAGGAAGCGGUCGCGACGAGACCGUGA
Molecule: messenger RNA, 711 nt
Organism: Penicillium chermesinum
Lineage: Eukaryota; Fungi; Ascomycota; Eurotiomycetes; Eurotiales; Aspergillaceae
Exons: 1
Coding region: 1-711 (236 amino acids)
Source: RefSeq, a predicted model, not a curated record